This is a messenger RNA of Dipodomys ordii (Ord's kangaroo rat), 1059 nucleotides long. RefSeq names its product bradykinin receptor B1 (gene Bdkrb1). The coding region runs from base 1 to 1059 and encodes 352 amino acids. Gene Ontology annotation, cellular component: membrane. Gene Ontology annotation, biological process: immune response; response to mechanical stimulus; G protein-coupled receptor signaling pathway. Lineage: Eukaryota; Metazoa; Chordata; Mammalia; Rodentia; Heteromyidae. The record is from RefSeq and is a predicted model, not a curated record. Gene Ontology annotation, molecular function: bradykinin receptor activity. The transcript has a single exon.
AUGGCAUCCCAGGUCCUGCUGGAGCUCCAGCCCUCCAACCAAAGCCAGCCGUCCCCUCCCAACACCACCUCCUGUGACAAUGCUCAGGAAGCCUGGGACCUGCUACACAGAGUGUUACCAACAUUCAUCAUCACAGUCUGCUUCUUCGGCCUCCUGGGAAACCUUCUGGUCCUAUCCAUCUUCCUCCUGCCCCUGCGGCGGCGGCGGCGACUGAACGUGGCAGAAAUCUACCUGGCCAACCUGGCCGCUUCGGAUCUGGUGUUUGUCUUAGGCUUGCCCUUCUGGGCAGAGAAUGUCUGGAACCAGUUCAACUGGCCUUUCGGAGGGCUCCUCUGCCGCACAGUCAACGGGGUCAUCAAAGCCAACCUGUUCAUCAGCAUCUUCCUGGUAGUGGCCAUCAGCCAGGACCGCUACCGGGCGCUCGUGUACCCCAUGGCCAGCUGGAGGUGGCGGCGGCGACGGCAGGCCCAGGCCACCUGCGUGCUCAUCUGGGUGGCUGGGGGCCUCCUGAGUACACCCACGUUCCUGCUGCGCUCCGUCAAAGCCCUCCCUGAUCUGAACAUCUCUGCCUGCAUCCUGCUGUUUCCCCAUGGGGCCUGGCACUUUGCGAGGAUCGUGGAGUUGAACGUGCUGGGUUUCCUCCUGCCUCUGGCGGCCAUCAUCUUCUUCAACUACCACAUCCUGGCCUCUCUGCGAGGGCGGGAGGAGACCAGCAGGACCCGAUGUGGGGGUCCCCGGGGCAGCAAGACCACGGCGCUGAUCCUCAUGCUAGUGGCUGCCUUCCUGGUCUGCUGGGCCCCCUAUCAUUUCUUUGCCUUCCUCGAAUUCUUGGUGCGGUUGCAAGUGCUCCAGGGCUGCUUCUGGGAGGAGUUCACUGACCUGGGCCUGCAGCUGGCCAACUUCUUUGCGUUUAUCAACAGCUGUCUGAAUCCGGUGAUUUAUGUCUUUAUGGGUCGGCUCUUCAGGACCAAAGUCUGGGAAGUUUAUCAACGAUGCACACCUAAAAGUCUCAUACCAAUGUCCUCAUCCCAUCAGAAAGAAAUCUUCCAAAUGUUCUAG